Molecule: messenger RNA, 1680 nt
Organism: Arvicanthis niloticus (Nile rat)
Lineage: Eukaryota; Metazoa; Chordata; Mammalia; Rodentia; Muridae
Gene: Cmklr2
Product: chemerin chemokine-like receptor 2
Biological process (GO): positive regulation of cytosolic calcium ion concentration; phospholipase C-activating G protein-coupled receptor signaling pathway; complement receptor mediated signaling pathway
Cellular component (GO): plasma membrane
Molecular function (GO): complement receptor activity; G protein-coupled receptor activity
Source: RefSeq, a predicted model, not a curated record
AGUUCUUCCAGAGAAAUCAUUAAACCUGAAGGAUCCUGACUGAGCACAGAGCCCAGAAGACGUGGGCUCGCCGGCUCGCCUUCCAGCUUCCCACCCUGAUCCAACACCGGCACUUUUCAGGGCAUCAUUUCAAAAGUCAAAGGAAAGUGGUUUGAGGUGGAUAGAAAAGAGUGUGCAGCUUAAGUGACUGGAAACCCCCUUCACUUCAGUCUGGAGUUGAAGGUUAUAUUCAAACAUCACGACAGCUUGGCUCCACACAGAACAUUAACAGAUUUCCUUAUUCUUCCCCUGAGAGAUCAUCAUGGAAGUCUCAAAGGAAAUGUUAUUUGAAGAAUUGGACAACUAUUCCUAUGCCUUAGAAUAUUACUCCCCGGAGUCUGAAAUGGAGGAGAAGGAGUACUUGGGACUUGUCCACUGGAUCUCCUUGCUCUUAUAUGCCCUAGCAUUUGUUCUGGGAAUUCCAGGAAAUGCCAUUGUCAUUUGGUUCAUGGGAUUCAAGUGGAAAAAGACAGUUACCACUCUUUGGUUCCUUAAUCUGGCCAUCGCUGACUUUAUCUUUGUUCUUUUCCUGCCCCUGUACAUUUCCUAUGUGGCCUUGAGUUUCCACUGGCCCUUUGGCCUAUGGCUCUGCAAGGUUAACUCCUUCAUUGCCCAACUGAACAUGUUUUCCAGUGUUUUCUUCUUGACAGUAAUUAGCCUGGACCGCUACAUCCACUUGAUCCACCCUGGCUUGUCUCAUCGGUACCGGACCCUAAAGAGCUCACUGGUUGUUGUUCUAUUUGUCUGGCUGUUGGCUUCUCUGCUUGGAGGUCCUACCUUGUACUUCCGGGACACCGUGGAGGUCAACAACCACAUUAUUUGUUAUAACAAUUUCCAGGAGCAUGAGCUCACCUUGAUGAGACACCAUGUUCUGACCUGGGUGAAGUUCCUCUUUGGCUACCUCUUCCCUUUACUGACAAUGAGCUCCUGCUACCUGUGCCUCAUCUUCAAGAUGAAGAAGCGAAACAUUCUGAUAUCCAGUAAGCAUCUCUGGAUGAUCCUGUCUGUGGUCAUUGCCUUCAUGGUUUGCUGGACUCCGUUUCACCUGUUCAGCAUUUGGGAACUGAGUAUCCAUCACAACAGCUCUUUCCAGAACGUGCUGCAGGGUGGCAUCCCUCUCUCUACUGGCUUGGCCUUCCUCAAUAGCUGCUUGAACCCCAUCCUUUACGUUCUAAUAAGCAAGAAGUUCCAAGCUCGCUUCAGGGCCUCUGUUGCCGAGGUACUAAAGCGUUCACUGUGGGAAGCCAGCUGCUCUGGUACAGUCAGCGAACAAUUCAGGAGCGGUGAAACCAAGAGUCUGUCUCUCCUAGAAACCGCCCAAUGAGUAUUGUGUUCCCAAAAAAUCAGUGCAAAGUUUUCAUUUGAGCCUCAUAACAAAUCCUUUCAGAUUAGGUUUUGUUCUGGUCUAAACUGAUCAUGGUUUUUGUUCAGUUACAUUUUUGCGUGGGUAUAAAAGGUAGGAUUUCUUCCUUGCAAUUUAAAUCAUGUAUCUUACUGGCUGCCCUCUGGUGGCGGUUCUGAUACUUACAGCCUAAAGGUUUCUCCUGCUGUUUUAGCCUGUGUCUAUUAAUGUACUGCAAUGUAUGUAUCAGAUUAAGUAAUUUUUAUAGUGUAUACCACAUUAUAUUAAUUAUCUCUAUU